AUGUUCACGGUACUCCGGCGGUUUUCAAUAUUGAUGACGAUGGUUUUGGAGUAUUACAUAUUGAAUGUGAAAGCGACACGAGCCGUUCGUAUUUCGGUCUGCAUGAUGAUUGCCGGAUCUAUUAUCGCAGCACUAUUCGACCUUACCUUCGACCUCUGGGGGUACACAUUCAUAGGACUAAAUGAUAUCUGCACAGCUGCUCUUGGUGUAUACACUAAACAGAAACUUGAAGCAAAAGAGCUCGGAAAGUAUGGUCUGAUGUUCUACAAUUCUUUAUUCAUGUUGGUUCCAACAUUCAUGCUGAUCUGCUAUACCGGUGAUACAAAUCGGGUAACGAUUUGCAUGCAUAUAAAAAAGACUCACCCUCUUUUCGCUCACAGCGAAAAUAUGUUAGCUCGAAGUGGUAGUUUGAAAUGA
Molecule: messenger RNA, 417 nt
Organism: Cooperia oncophora
Lineage: Eukaryota; Metazoa; Nematoda; Chromadorea; Rhabditida; Trichostrongylidae
Source: the annotation of a GenBank genome assembly